Messenger RNA from Lichtheimia ornata, 2499 nucleotides. RefSeq lists its product as uncharacterized. The transcript is spliced from 4 exons. The record is from RefSeq and is a predicted model, not a curated record. Bases 1 to 2499 code for a protein of 832 amino acids. NCBI's taxonomy places the organism in Eukaryota, Fungi, Mucoromycota, Mucoromycetes, Mucorales, Lichtheimiaceae.
AUGGACGAUUCCACAAGCAACGCGACCCAACUUGAGUCACAGCUUCAAGAUGACAGUGUUCCUAAUGAGCCCAGUAUGCUCGAGAAUGAUAUACGAUCCCAUGUGGAGCAACAGCAACAACGACUUGCAGCUGAUCCCAAGGCGACAUGCAUUGAUACAUUGGAUACUGAGUCUCUUGAUGCAUAUUGGAAAUCAGUGGUGGAUAACUAUCGUGACGCUGAUGUAUUGAGCCGGCUACUAGCAAAUCGACUACCGGGCAAAGAGGGGGGAAUCCCUGCAGUGCAUCGUGCUGUUGUGUGGCAAGCACUUGCUCAGUCAUGCGAUACUCACUUGGCUGCCAUGUACGAUCGACUUGUCGAAGGCGAUAUGGGCAUUUCCUCUUAUGAGCGCCUUAUUGAGAAAGAUGUCAAGAUGGCUGGUCAAGAUGAAUCCACUGCUCGUUUACUCAAGGCGUACAGUGUCUAUGAUGCUCAUGUGGGCUAUUGCCAGGGACUUUUGAUGCUUGUUCGUCCACUUUUAUUAGUGAUGGAUGAAAAGCAGGCGUUUUGUACAUUUGUCAGAUUGAUGGAAGUCCAUGGACUACGCACGCUAUUUAUGCUCAACAUGGAGGGCUUGCAUUUACGCCUGCACCAAUUCCAAUACUUACUAGAGCAACAAUUCCCUACACUUGCCGAGCACUUGACUACCCAUGGAAUGCAUCCACCCAUGUACGCUUCUCAGUGGUUCUUGACAUGCUUCGUUCCUUGUCUUCCUACCAAUCUGGUGGUGCGCAUGUACGAUUUCGUCUUUGCUCAAGGCGCUAUCCUUACCAUGAUGAGAGUGGCGUUGUCUAUCAUGCACAAGCACCAUGACAAGUUACUUACACUCACGACGUUUGAAUCACUUUUAUCACACUUGACACAAUCCAGCCUAUUGGACAAGGAUGAUGAUGGCUUCACUCUUCCUGAAGAUCAUCAAUCGGCUGUGACACCUGCUAAAUUGGACACUUUGGCUCAAACUUAUCGACGACAGCUUGAAGAUGAGCGAGAACGUGCACAACAACUCGUGGCGGUUCAACUUGAAAAAGCCAACAAUACCAAAAAGCCAUCACGGCGUGAAUCUUGGUUUAAUUGGGCCACUACUUCUACACCAGCUACGCCUACUUCACCCACAACCCCAUCAUCUAUCAUCACAACAACAACAACAACAUCAUCCCCCGUUUCAGUGCUUCAUCAGCAAAUUGAGGACCUGGUUACAGCCUUAUCUCAGCUACAAAAAGAGCACUCACAACUCAAUGAGACCAUGACAGCUAUGAAGCUGAAGGAACUUGAUCAAGACAAUGAGCGUACCAAGUUAUCCAAACGCAAUGCUGUUUUGGAAAAGAAGAUCAAGAAAUACAAGUUAAAGUUGGCUCAAGUCAAAGGUGCUGCCAGUGCUGCUGCCAAUGGUGAAGAAGAUGGUGAACACUACAAGUCCUUUGUCAACUCGUUGAGGAUGAGUGGUGACUUUGGUGCACUUGUUGCCACUGCCCUGGCUCAGGAUCCAAGUCGACAUGUUGAAGAUAGCACAGCAAACAAGACGACAUCUGAAUCCAAAAAGGAAAGGUCAAAGCAGAACAAGCGCAAUAGCACAAGUGGACAACAACAACAACAACAACAACCACGUGAGAUGACAUCGGAGCUGGCAGUUGUCAAACACGCCAACUAUGAAUUGAAUCAAAGAUAUGAGCAGUUGACAGCACAAUACAGCCAAGCAGAGCGAGAUUUGAUGGAUGCUCAAAGCCGACAAGAGCAAUUGAAUGAGCAACUUUGUCAGCUUCAAUCCACUGUUGAGCAAAUGCAUGUAGACAAGGAGCAUCUGCUGCAGGAGCACGAGGAACUUGCCAAGGAGAACGAGGAGCUGAUGGAAAAGAGUAUGGCUGCCAAACGUACACAAGCUGAACUCGAGUAUGAAAAGAUGGCAUUAGCCAAGGACAUGGAACGACUUAAUCAACGUAUUGAAACGCUCGAGAAAGAAAAGAAGGAAUAUUUAUUACCACGAUCAUCAUUUACUGAAGAGGUGUUUACUGCUCAUCGGCUCUUGUUUGAUCCACAACCAGCAGCAGCAGCAACACGUAGACCAUCAGCCCCUGCAAGUAGCACUGCUACAUCUCAUGCCGAACCACGAUCCGAAUAUGAAUCCAAAUACGUUGAAAGCGAGUUGCGGUGCCGCGAGUUGGAAAAGUUGUUAGCCGAGGCCAAGGUCAAGUUAGCCGAAUACGAAACUGCCAACAUGCCCUUAUCCCCCCGUGCAUCGUUGCAUCGAAGAACCUCCUUGAUGACGACAGUGACGUCGCCCACAACGACCGAUCGAAGAGACUCAGCAGAGAGCUAUGCCUCAUCCAUUACAUCAGCUACCUCUCUCGGCAGUUAUUCUAAUACCAAGCGAUCCAGCAUGUACGCACGUCUUUGGAAUUACACAACUUCGGCAAAUACACCUGCAAGACACUCCAUUGCUGUUCUCAAUAAGCAACAGAUAUAA